CAAAUUAGAGCUCCCUGUAAAACACUCUUGCUUUGGCUUUCAAUUUUUCGAAUACUCAGAUUUCGAUACGAUGAGUUCUGCUGCCGCUGCUGCUACAACCACCAAGGGAGGCCGAGGCAAGCCCAAGGCCACCAAAUCGGUCUCCAGGUCACAGAAGGCGGGUCUCCAGUUCCCUGUCGGGAGAAUUGCCCGCUUCCUUAGGACCGGCAAAUACGCUGAGCGGCUCGGAUCUGGCUCGCCCGUUUACCUCUCUGCCGUUUUGGAGUACCUUGCUGCAGAGGUUUUGGAGUUGGCAGGGAAUGCUGCGAGGGAUAACAAGAAGAACCGAAUCGUGCCAAGGCAUAUUCAGCUGGCGGUGAGGAAUGAUGAGGAGUUGAGUAAAUUGUUGGGCGGUGUUACUAUCGCUAAUGGAGGCGUCUUGCCUAAUAUUCACCAAAAUUUGUUGCCGAAGAAGAUCGGGAAAGGAAAGGGCGAGAUUGGAUCGGCAUCACAAGAGUUCUAGGUUAAAUUAAAUUGUUCAUCUAGGGUUUUGGUACUUCCAGUUUCUGAUAUGUAAAUCUCAUUUUGUGUAACAACUGAAUGAAAUAUAUGGUCAGUUGAUAUAUUGACUAGAAUCAUAAUCAAAUUAUGAUUUCUUCCACAGUAA
This is a messenger RNA of Tripterygium wilfordii, 646 nucleotides long. RefSeq names its product histone H2AX-like. Gene Ontology annotation, cellular component: nucleosome. Gene Ontology annotation, molecular function: structural constituent of chromatin; protein heterodimerization activity; DNA binding. The coding region runs from base 71 to 502 and encodes 143 amino acids. The transcript has 2 exons. Lineage: Eukaryota; Viridiplantae; Streptophyta; Magnoliopsida; Celastrales; Celastraceae. The record is from RefSeq and is a predicted model, not a curated record.